This is a messenger RNA of Nannizzia gypsea CBS 118893, 291 nucleotides long. RefSeq lists its product as hypothetical. The transcript is spliced from 2 exons. The coding region runs from base 1 to 291 and encodes 96 amino acids. Lineage: Eukaryota; Fungi; Ascomycota; Eurotiomycetes; Onygenales; Arthrodermataceae. The record is from RefSeq and is a predicted model, not a curated record.
AUGGACAAGUCAGGCCGCAAAGAGAAGUCAGGAAUGGUUACAACUAGUCAAGAUCUAGCCUUGGGCUGGUGCAAAAAGCAACAAGCACGACAAGAAGUGCUCCGUAAGGCUGCUUCAGCUUCGGCUCCAGCUCGUCGCCCUCUUGAAGAUGAAAAUUAUGUAAGAGAUUAUAUAAUAUAUCACAUGAUGUGUAACAUGACGGUAUCAAAGUUACGCCAUUUUAAGGAGAAGCUGAAGCAGACAUGCGAGGACAAAAUAGGGAAAGGAGCAUGGCGGGCAGUGGCCACUUGA